AUGACCUUAUCAGCCUCAUCCCUCUCCGGACCCUCAGAGGUGAAGAGUGCAGUUGGUGAAACAGUCCACAUCUCCUGCCAGUAUCACCCAUUCAACAGGGACAAGGUCAAAUUCUGGUGCAGGGGUUAUUACUGGUACUUCUGCACAGUUAUCAUUCGAUCUGAUCAACCUAAACAUCUGACCGGUGAUGUUCAGAUAUUGGAUGAUAAAACCCUUGGGUUAUUCACAGUCAGUAUGAAAGGAGCAACAGCUGAGGACAGUGGCUGGUACUGGUGUGCAAUUGAAAGAGCCAGCAGUCCUUUGGCGUUUCCUCUUCACCUGACUGUCUCUGAGUGGCUUGUAUCUCGGCUCAAAACAGAAACCACAAAACAGUACGACAAGACCUCAACUUCCCUAACAACGUUGACAACAUCACGAUCCACACCUUGUACGACUCAAACAACAAGUCUCAUAUCUGCUACAAGCAAUUCAACAAGUGUGACAGUGUCCUUGGAUCGAGACGAUCCAGUGUGGAAAGUAUGGAGAGUACUGCGCUGGAUGCUCUUCCUCUUCCUGUGUCUGUUCCUUGUUCUCUUCAGUAUACGAUGCCGUCGCUGAUAUUUGUACUAUUCCUGCCAGUGUAUCGCUUGCCUCAGUGUGUGCUACAUUUUCCCCAAAUCAA
Messenger RNA from Salvelinus fontinalis (brook trout), 661 nucleotides. RefSeq names its product CMRF35-like molecule 3. The transcript is spliced from 4 exons. The record is from RefSeq and is a predicted model, not a curated record. Bases 1 to 597 code for a protein of 198 amino acids. Lineage: Eukaryota; Metazoa; Chordata; Actinopteri; Salmoniformes; Salmonidae.